Messenger RNA from Anopheles maculipalpis, 1107 nucleotides. RefSeq names its product (Lyso)-N-acylphosphatidylethanolamine lipase-like. The coding region runs from base 1 to 1107 and encodes 368 amino acids. Gene Ontology annotation, cellular component: lipid droplet. NCBI's taxonomy places the organism in Eukaryota, Metazoa, Arthropoda, Insecta, Diptera, Culicidae. The transcript is spliced from 6 exons. The record is from RefSeq and is a predicted model, not a curated record.
AUGACGCGAACAAGAAGUGCACCGUCGAAAUCGUACGAAGCGUGCGAGGACAAGCGUUCGGAGCAAAGACUGUUGCACAAAUGGACCCGCUACUCCAGUGCCAAACUCGAAGAAGUGGAGGAAACGCUGCUGUCAGCCCUUCGAAAACCCUUUGAAAGUAUAUUCGUCGAUGUAGGUCAGUGUGUCGGGACGAACGAUAAGAUACGUACGGUGGCGCUAAACCGUGAGUCGGAAAACAUUCCCGUCCUGUUGCUGCACGGGCUCGGUGCGGGCGUUGGGCUAUGGGUGCUCAAUCUCGACGCAAUUGCAGACCAUCGGCCAAUGUAUGCGAUCGAUAUAUUGGGCUUUGGGCGCAGCUCGCACCCGAAGUACGAUGAGGAUCCGAUCGCGGCGGAACGACAAUUUGUUGCAUCGAUCGAAGCUUGGCGGGUGGCGAUGGGAUUGGAGCGAAUGUACAUCCUGGGACAUUCGAUGGGUGGAUAUCUGGCCUGCAGCUACUCUAUUACACACCCCCAAAGAGUCGCUGGUUUAAUUUUGGCCGAUCCGUGGGGCUUUAUGGAAACACCACCGAGAAUAAAGCGCAAGUAUUGGAUCCGCAUCCUGUACCGGACGGCCCGGAAGAUGAACUUUUACCCCCUGACGGUGGUACGUAUGGCCGGACCGACGGCGGCUUGGAUUUUGAGCCGCCGGCGGACGGAUAUUACUUCGCGAUUUGAAGGAAUCGUGCCAGACGAACGGAUUGUGGCGGAUUAUCUACAUCUCGUCAAUGCUCAGAAACCAUCCGGUGAAACUGGUUUCUGUGCGAUACAGAAAAAUUUCGGUUGGCCUAUCAAUCCGAUGCUGAAGCGCAUCGACCUAAUCGAUCCCACCAUACCCAUGACAUUCAUUUACGGAUCCGAAUCUUGGAUCGAUUUUGAGGCGGGUGAGGUGACGAAGGAAAAGCGGGCCGGAUGUUUCGUGCAAGUCAAGAUAAUCGAUAAUGCUAGUCAUCAUUUGUAUGCGGACUUCCCGGACAUAUUUAACCAGCACGUUAACGAAGCUUGCUUCACGUACGAUAAACGUAUCAACGCACAAAGCAAAGUUACCGAGCUUGCGGCGGAGGAGUGA